GGUGCCUUGAGGUGCUGCAUAUAAUUGAGGGGGGGGUGCUAGUGAGGCGUGUACGUGCUGAUCUGGAGUCAGUUUGGUAGGAUUUGGGUAUAAAUAAAUUAUUUCAUUUAAAAUAUGGAUUUUUAUUUAAAGAUAUUCAUGUAAUUUGCAUGCAAAAUAGGUCUACCCGAACCAGCGGACACAAAAUUCAACCAGCGGCAAAAACCGCGGACCUGGCAACACUGGAAGUGGCUGUCAAUCACAGUGUGGCACCGUGCAUGCUGGUCGAGGGGGCGUGCCUGUGAUUGGCGCAGUAGAGGGGAGGCGUGCCUGUGAUUGGCGGAGUAGAGGGGAGGCGGGGUUAACCUGUCGGAAAACGGAAGUUACGGGUGGUUGACGGGAACCGUUGUUGUUGACAUUCGAGCUGCUGAGCGGAGAGGAGCAGCUGUCUGUGUUGGUGAAUGCCCAAUAAAGGGAGGAAUAAUAACGUCGUCCCGUCUCCGUGUCAUCAGUCCAUAACGUCCGAGACGUUACAUCAUUGCGCCACCAAGGUCCUGCGAUGUCAGAUCAGAAGCAGCUAAAAUUCCGGUGCGUUUUUGGAAUAGUCUCCUCCCCCCACGCCGCCGCCUGCCGCCAUCAUGCCUGUCGUGACCUCCAGCCUCUCUGAAGGUCAUCACAGGUUGCUGCUCUCUCUCCUGGGUCACGUCAGACUCCACCUCCUCCACAAAGCCAGCGUCCACGGCUUCUCGGCAUUGGCGUUCCACAACCACUGUGACCGACAGGGCACCACCAUCAUCGCCGCCUACAACGCCGCCGGGUUUGUGUUCGGCGCCCACACCUCUCAGGACUACGCCCAGAGCGGGGCGGACGUCUGCGACGAGAAGGCCUUCCUCUACAGCAUCCACACCGGAGGAGGAGGAGGAGCCAAGACGCUGAGGGUGGCGCCGGAUAUCCACACGGCGUGCGCCUUCAAAGAUAUGGCCACCGGGCCGGAUUAUGGCGCCCUGGUGUUCCUGCACGAGGACGCGGCGAAGGUCCAGUCCAACCCGGGGGAGGGGGGCUUCACCUUCCAGCCCGCGCAGAUGCACGGAGACGACACGGCGCUGACCGAGUUCGAGGUGUAUCGCGUUGAAGGCUUGGGAGAUCUCCUGGCCAAACCCUGGAGGAACAUUCGCUGGAGCGCGGAGAGAAGGCAGCAGUUGAUGAAGAUCAUUCUGACCUACAAGCCCGAGGUUCAAACCGUCCAGCGGGCCCGGGCAGUGCUGGUGGGGCCCGUCGGGGCCGGCAAGUCCACCUUCUUCAACUCCAUCAACUCCAUGUUUCGAGGCAACAUGACGUCACAGGCCAUCGCUGGUACUGCGGGAAAGAGCGUAACUACUCAGUUCCGCACCUACACCAUCAAGGCGGGGAAAGGCGGCGCCGUGGUUCCUCUGAUCCUGUGCGACACGAUGGGGCUGGAGGAAAACACCGAGGCCGGGUUGGACGUCGAGGACUUGGUCCACAUCUUCAAGGGCCACGUGAAGGAUCGCUACCAGUUGAACCCCUUAACGCCAAUCCACCAGGACACUCCCGGCUUCAAGGAGCGAACGACUCUGAGUGACGCGAUCCACUGUGUGGUGUACGUGGUGGACACCUGCAAGGUCUCCCUCCUCAGCCAGAAAAUGCUGGACAAGUUCGCCAGCAUCCGGAAAAAGACCAACCACCUGGGAAUUCCUCAGAUUCUGCUAAUGACCAAAGUAGACGAGGCCUGUCCACUGGCGGCUGAAGAUUUACAAAAUGUUUACCGCAGUGUUUACCUUCAGAGGAAGGCCCGGGAGUUAAGCGAGUCCUUCGGCAUCCCCAUGUCCUGCGUGCUGCUGGUGAAGAGCUACAGCGAGGAGCUGGAGCUGCACCAGGACGUCGACAUCCUGCUGCUGACGGCCGCCGAGAAGAUACUGAACUACGCCGACAGCUUCUUCGAGAACCAGGUGGUCGUGGAGGACCCAGAGGCGGUCGACCUCUACACUUCAAAGGUCAUGACCUGAGAGAGGACCACCAGUUCCCGUCCCUCGUUGAUUCAAACUAAUGAGUCAGAUGGUCGAAUAUAUAUAUUCAGAAACAUGCUUGUUUAGAAGUAACAACAGUAGUGCUGUAGUUUGAGGAAUUUUACUCCUGUGUCACGUUCAGUUUUAACUAAUUUUUCUGAGCAAUUGUUCACUAUUUGCAGAACUUAUUGUACUCUUCUUGAUUUUCUGUUGGCAAUGCAUUUUUUCUUUCAUUAGUCGCAACAUGGAAAUAAAUGGAUAAAGAUAA
Messenger RNA from Pseudoliparis swirei, 2271 nucleotides. RefSeq names its product interferon-induced protein 44-like. The record is from RefSeq and is a predicted model, not a curated record. The transcript is spliced from 8 exons. Gene Ontology annotation, molecular function: GTP binding. The coding region runs from base 618 to 2003 and encodes 461 amino acids. Lineage: Eukaryota; Metazoa; Chordata; Actinopteri; Perciformes; Liparidae.